This is a messenger RNA of Arachis ipaensis, 1302 nucleotides long. Lineage: Eukaryota; Viridiplantae; Streptophyta; Magnoliopsida; Fabales; Fabaceae. The record is from RefSeq and is a predicted model, not a curated record.
AUGGCAGAUUUCUUGGUAGAGGUAACGGGUGAUCCCCCUGAGGAAACGGGCACACGGUGGAGGCUCCACGUAGACGGGGCCUCCAACCAGACAUCCGGGGGAGCCGGGGUCAUCUUAGAGAGCCCGGCGGGAGUCAUUUACGAGCAAUCGACCAAGUUCAAAUUUCCUGUGUCGAACAAUCAAGCAGAAUACGAAGCCCUCUUAGGCGGACUAACCCUAGCCCGGGAAGUCGGGGUAACAAAGCUGGAAGUGUGCAGCGAUUCACAAGUCGUCACCUCGCAAGUGAACAGAAGCUAUCAAGCCAGGGACCCCCUCCUGCAAAAAUAUUUGGAAAAGGUUAGAGAAUUGACCAGACAGAUCCAAGAGGUCAUGGUCCAACAUGUUCCAAGAGAAAGGAACACACGGGCAGACCUCCUAUCUAAAUUAGCAAGCACGAAGCCGGGAGCGGGCAACCGGUCUCUCAUCCAGGGCAUGGUGAAGGAACCGACGGUUGCCCUCCAUUUGACGGAGUCAAGCCCUUCCUGGAUGGACCCCAUCACAAACUUCCUGAAACAUGGCAAGUUGCCUGAUGAUGAGAAAGCAACCAAAACGUUGAGAAGGGAGGCAGCCAAAUAUGCAAUCAUACAAGAACAACUAUUCAAAAAGGGGCUUAGCCAACCCCUAUUGAAGUGCUUGCACCCCGACCAGACGGACUAUGUACUUAGAGAAGUCCACGAGGGAUGCUACGGCCACCACAUCGGGGGUAAAGCCCUAACGAGGAAGCUCAUCCGAGCUGGAUAUUACUGGCCAUCAAUGAUGAGAGACUCCAGAGAAUUUGUCAGAAAAUGUGUAAAGUGUCAAGAAAACGCCAACUUCCACAAAGCGCCGGCCUCCGAGCUGAGCCUACUGACGUCUACACGACAUUUCGCUCAAUGGGGAGUCGACCUCUUAGGGCCUUUCCCGACUGGCCCGGGACAAGUGAUAACCCGUUUCGGUAUCCCAGAAGUCAUCAUUUCGGAAAAUGGGACGCAAUUCACCGACAAGAAGUUCACGGAAUUCCUCACCGGCCGAGGGAUAAAACAAAAGUUUUCCUCAGUGGAACAUCCCCAGACGAACGGACAAGUGGAGUCCGCAAACAAAGUCAUCCUACUAGGAUUCAAGAAGCGCUUAGACAACAAGAAAGGCGCAUGGGCCGACAAGCUCGCUUCGGUCCUCUGGAGUAGACGAAGCGGUGGAAAAGGACCUGGUGGAAGAAACCAGAGAGAUGGCCCACUUGUCAGAAACAGCACUGAAACAAAGAAUAGCUCUACGCUACAACACUAA